Messenger RNA from Arabidopsis arenosa, 4633 nucleotides. The record is from the annotation of a GenBank genome assembly. Lineage: Eukaryota; Viridiplantae; Streptophyta; Magnoliopsida; Brassicales; Brassicaceae.
UGCUUGUCUCUCUCUUUUUUUUUUCAUCACUUUCACUAAACGUUUUUUCUUGAAAAUGGACUCAAAAGCUGGGAAACAAAAGAAGAGAAGUGUUGACUCGGAUGAUGUCUCUAGCGAAAGGAGACCAAAGCGAGCAGCAGCAUGCACAAACUUCAAGGAGAAAUCUUUCCGUAUCUCUGAGAAAUCUGCAACUGUUGAAGCCAAGAAAGAGCAGAUCGUGGCGGAGGAGAUCGUGGCGAUACAGUUAACUUCUUCUUUGGAGAGCAAUGAUGAUCAACCUCGUCCAAACCGGAGGCUUACUGAUUUUGUUUUACUUGAUUCAAAUGGAGUUUUACAGCCUGUGGAGAUGUUGGAACUUGGUGACAUUUUUAUUGAAGGUGUUGUCUUACCUUUAGGUGAUGACAAAAAAGAAGAAAACGGUGUGAGGUUUCAAUCUUUUGGUCGAGUAGAGAAUUGGAAUAUAUCUGGUUAUGAAGAUGGUUCCCCGGUGAUAUGGAUCUCAACCGCGUUAGCCGAUUACGAUUGUCGUAAACCUGCUAAGAGCUACAAGAAGAUAUACGAUUUUUUCUUUGAGAAAGCUUGUGCUUGUGUGGAGGUAUUUAAGAAUUUGUCCACGAAUCCUGAUACAAGUCUUGAUGAGCUUCUUGCGGGGGUUGCAAGGUCGAUGAUCGGAAGCAAGUUCUUUUCUAGCGGUGCAGCCAUCCAAGAGUUUGUUAUAUCCCAAGGAGAAUUCAUAUAUAACCAACUCGCUGGUUUGGAUGAGACAGCCAAUAAUCAUGAAACAAGCUUUGUUGAGAAUCCUGUUCUUGUUUCUCUAAGAGAUUAUGAGAGUAGUAAACUUCACAAGGAUUUGUGUAAUGUGACUCUGGGGAUUGAUGAGAGCAAGGCCGUGACAUCUGAUCAACUAAUGGAUGGUGCUGAGUACGAGGACGUAAAAUUUGCUAAGCUAAUCCAAGAAGAAGAGUUUCGGAUAUCUAUGGAGCAGUCGAGAAAUAAGAGAAGCUCAACAACUUCUUCUUCAAAAAAGUUUUACAUUAAGAUUAAUGAAGAUGAGAUUGCCCAUGAUUAUCCUCUCCCAUCUUACUACAAGAACACCAAAGAAGAAACAGAUGAGCUUCUACUCUUUGAAGUUGGCUAUGAGGUUGAUGCAAGGGACCUACCUUAUAGAACACUUCACAAUUGGGCAUUGUACAACUCCGAUUCACGUUUCAUAUCUCUCGAGCUUCUCCCGAUGAAGCAAUGUGAUGAAAUCGAUGUCACCGUCUUUGGGUCAGGUGUGGUGGCCGAAGAUGAUGGAAGCGGGUUUUGUCUAGAUGAUUCAGAGAGCUCUACGCAGUCAAAUGAUCCUGAUGGGAUGAGCAUAUUCCUUAGUCAAAUAAAGGAAUGGGUGAUUGAGUUUGGGGCAGAAAUGGUUUUUGUUACAUUACGAACAGAUAUGGCCUGGUAUCGACUUGGAAAACCGUCAAAGAAAUAUGCUCCUUGGUUUGCAACUGUUAUGAAAACAGUAAGGGUUGCGAUAAGCAUCUUCAAUAUGCUCAUGAUGGAGAGUAGGAUUGCUAAGCUUUCGUAUGGAGAUGUCAUAAAAAGACUCUGUGGGUUAGAGGAGAAUGAUAAAGCUUACAUUUCUUCUGAUAUCUUGGAUGUUGAAAGAUAUGUGGUCGUCCAUGGACAGAUUAUCUUGCAGCUUUUCGAAGAGUAUCCCGACAAGGAUAUCAAAAGGUGUCCGUUUGUUGCUGGUCUUGCAAGUAGAAUGCAAGAUAGGCACCACACGAAAUGGAUCAUCAAGAAGAAGAAAUUUUUGCAAAAGGGAAUGAAUUUGAAUCCGAGGAGAGGCAUGGCACCUGUGGUAUCCAGGAAGAAAGCUAUGCAAGCAACAACAACUCGCCUCGUCAAUAGAAUUUGGGGAGAGUUUUACUCCAUUUACUCUCCGGAGGAUUCAUUGGAGGCGAUUGAUGAAGAUGUGGAAGAAGAGGAGCUUGAAGAUGUCGAAGAAGAGGACGAGGAUGAGGAAGAUGAUACAGAGGAGAAAGUACUAGAAGCUGUCGAGGUUCAGAAGUCUCACAUUCCUAAGAAAAGUAAAGCUAGUUCUGAAGAUAUGAAAAUAGAAUGGGAUGGUUUAAUUCUUGGAAAAACAUCUACUGGUGAGCCUCUAUAUGGAAGAGCGCUUGUUGGAGGGAAUGUGGUGGGGGUAGGUAGUGUUGUCAUCUUAGAAGUUGAUGAUCCAGAUGAAACUCCGGCGAUUUAUUUUGUGGAGUUCAUGUUCGAGAGUUCAGAUCACUGCAAGAUGCUACAUGGUAAAUUCUUGCAAAGAGGAUCAGAGACUGUUCUUGGGAAUGCUGCUAACGAGAGGGAACUAUUCCUGACUAAUGAAUGCAUUACUGUUCAGCUUAAGGACAUAAAAGGAACAGUUAUUCUCGAGAUUCGGUCAAGGCCGUGGGGGCAUCAGUAUAGAAAAGAGAACAUUGUUGUGGAUAAGCUUGAUAGGGCAAGGGCAGAAGAAAGAAAAGCUAAAGAUUUGCCAACAGAAUACUACUGCAAAAGCUUGUACUCACCUGAGAGAGGUGGAUUCUUUAGUCUUCCAAGAAGUGAUAUGGGUCUUGGUUCUGGAUUCUGUAAUUCAUGUAAGAUAAGAAAGGAUGAAGAGGAAAGGUCCAAAACUAAACUCAAUGAAUCAAAGAAAGGAUUUCUCUCCAAUGAGAUAGAGUAUUCUGCGGAGGAUUUCGUUUAUGUAAUCCCCAACUACAUAAAUGAAGACGGAUUGAAUACCGGUAAAAGAAGGCCAAGUUUUAAGUAUAGUCAGAACGUUGGGCUACAAGCUUUUGUGGUUUGCCAGUUACUGGAUAUUAUUGUCCUAACGGAACCCAAAAAAGGUAGUAAGGCUUCUUUUGAGGUUAACCUGAGAAGGUUUUAUAGACCUGAGGAUAUCUCUGCAGAGAAGGCCUAUGCUUCUGACAUCCAAGAGUUGUAUCAUAGCGAGGACACAUACGUUCUCCCUCCAGAGGCUAUAAAGGGAAAAUGUGAAGUAAGGAAGAAAACUGAUAUGCCCUUACGUCGUGAAUAUCCAGUAUUAGACCAUAUCUUCUUCUGUGAACUUUUCUAUGACUCCUCUAAUGGUUAUCUCAAGCAGUUGCCUUCCAAUAUGAAGAUGAAGUUCUCUACUAUUAAAGACGACAAACUUCUAAGAGAAAAGAAGGGGAAAGGAGUAGAGAGUAAAACUGACUCGGUGAUGAUUGUGAAGCCUGAUGAGGUACCGAAAGAGAUGCGUCUAGCUACACUAGAUAUUUUUGCUGGAUGUGGUGGCCUGGCUUAUGGACUAGAAAAGGCGGGUGUAUCGGAUACCAAGUGGGCGAUCGAGUAUGAAGAGCCAGCUGGGCAAGCUUUUAAACAAAACCAUCCUGAUGCAACGGUUUUUGUUGACAACUGCAAUGUGAUUCUCAGGGCUAUAAUGGAGAAAUGUGGAGAUGUCGAUGAUUGUGUCUCUACUGUGGAGGCAGCUGAACUUGCAGCUAAGCUUGAUGAGAACCAGAAGAGUACUCUGCCACUGCCUGGUCAAGUGGAUUUCAUCAAUGGAGGGCCUCCAUGCCAAGGGUUUUCUGGUAUGAACAGGUUCUGUGACCGCUCUUGGAGUAAAGUCCAAUGUGAAAUGAUAUUAGCAUUCUUGUCUUUUGCUGAUUAUUUCCAGCCAAAGUAUUUUCUUCUCGAGAACGUGAAGAAAAUUGUAUCUUUCAAUAACGGGCAAACAUUUCAACUUACUAUCGCUUCUCUUCUUGAAAUGGGUUACCAGGUAAGAUUUGGACUCUUGGAGGCAGGAGCAUUUGGAAUAUCUCAACCUCGUAAAAGAGCUUUCAUUUGGGCAGCUUCACCAAACGAAGUUCUUCCAGAAUGGCCUGAGCCAAUGCAUGUCUUUAAUAAUCCAGGUUUUAAAAUCCCACUAUCUCGAGGUUUGCAUUAUGCGGCUGUUCAAAAUACUAAAUUUGGUGCACCUUUCCGUUCAAUUACGGUGAGAGACACAAUUGGCGAUCUUCCACCGGUAGAAAAUGGAGAAUCUGAGAUAAAUAAAAAUUAUGAAGAUGUUCCAGUUUCGUGGUUCCAAAAGGAGAUGAGAGGAAACAUGAUUGUUCUCACUGAUCAUAUUUGUAAGAAGAUGAACGAACUAAAUCUCCUUCGCUGUAAGAAAGUCCCUAAGAGGCCAGGUGCGUAUUGGCGUGACCUGCCGGACGAAAACGUGAAAUUAUCAAAUGGGCUUGUGGAAAAAUUGAUUCCAAUUGCUAUGUCAAACAAAGCUAAGGAGCCCAACCGUUAUAAAGGACUCUAUGGUAGAUUGGACUGGCAAGGCAACUUUCCCACUUCCAUCACUGAUCCUCAGCCCAUGGGUUUUGUGGGAGUGUGCUUCCAUCCUGACCAGGACAGAAUUAUCACUAUCCGUGAAUGCGCCCGAUCUCAGGGGUUUCCGGAUAGCUAUGAGUUUUCAGGGAAGAAAAAAGACAAACAUAGGCAGAUUGGGAAUGCAGUCCCUCCACCAUUGGCGUUUGCUCUCGGUCGGAAGCUCAAAGAAGCCCUACAUCUCAAGUACUAAUGUUAUCAUGGGAUAGUUAGACUAGAGCACCAGAGACAAUAAUAAUUCGAAAAGCUU